Messenger RNA from Amphimedon queenslandica, 1633 nucleotides. RefSeq lists its product as uncharacterized. The transcript has 3 exons. Bases 1 to 978 code for a protein of 325 amino acids. Gene Ontology annotation, biological process: signal transduction. The record is from RefSeq and is a predicted model, not a curated record. Gene Ontology annotation, molecular function: protein binding. Lineage: Eukaryota; Metazoa; Porifera; Demospongiae; Haplosclerida; Niphatidae.
AUGGAUUGUCCUACUGUACCAACAGUUGACAAUACAGACUACACAAACAAUUUGUUCCUGUCCUUCCUAACAACUGGUCUCAGACACAACACCAGUCUAAAGCAGUUGAGUGUACCCAUUCCACUAAUUGAAAAAAUAACAACUUUUGUUAAUGUCAUCUCUCAAAAGAACAAUCUCACAGAACUAAAAGUGAACUUUACACUAGAUCAUCUGUGCAGUUUGGAGAAACUAACUUUGAUGCUUUUUGAUCAGGGGCUACCUGCUGUUACUACAAUUUUAAGAUCACAUGCAACCAUCAAACAACUUAAAAUAGCAUGCAUGUAUGAUAUUAAUUUUCAUUCAUUUGAAACUGAUAAGUGGAUAGAAAAAAUACAUAAUUUUUAUUUAGCUAUCUUCAUUCAUCCUUCACUUGAAUAUGUUGAAAUUCAAAAUACUCCACUGGUGCAAUCUUUUACUUUUCUCAAGGAAAUGAUGAUUGGUAUUCGCAGAGAAGCACAACCAAAAACACAAUUAUUAAUAGUUUCUACUUCUGUUCUUUCUAUUUCUUCUCUUCUUUUCUUUGAUGAUUAUGGCAAAUCUUCUGAUAGAACCAUUAAUGAUGUAAGAAAGGAGAAAGAAGAUUCCUUUGAUAUUCAUGGUGAAAAAAACAAAAAGGAUUACUAUGAAGAAUCAAGCCAGGGAAAUAUGGAUGCAUAUACAAGAAUCCUUCACAUUAAUGAUUGGAAUGAAAUAGUUAUAACAUUAAAGGACAAGAAUUUUCCAAACGACAAAUGGUAUGAUUUUGGAUUACAUUUAAAAGUAACCUAUAAUCAGUUGGAAGUUAUUAAAAGAGAUAAUAGAGAAUGUACUGAUUGUCUUUAUAAGUGCAUUGCAGAAUGGUUGAAAACUGGUAAAGCAACAUACAGAAAACUAAUUGAUGCUGUUAGGGGUAUUAAGGAAGAUGCUGUAGCUGAUAAUAUAGAAAAACAUGUUAAGUAAUCAAAAUUGUUAUUGGUUUCUGCUGUUUUAAAUAUAAACUACUAACAUUUUUGAUGAUGAAAAUUUAUUUUAAUUUAGGAUUAUUUAAAUUUUGAUUAAACUCCUGCAUAAUUGUCUUUUUGCAAACAAUGCACAUACUGGUAGCUCAUAAUGCAAAAAAUACAUAACGUACGCAUAACUUAUAAGGUGAUGACACAUUGGUAAAUAAUGGGGGCAGAAUGACUCAUUACCUCCCUAUUUCCAUUACUACAAUUUGAAGCAUUUGCUUUAAGUUACAAGUGAUUAAGUAAAGCCUCUAACAAUAUUAAAUUUGGACAUGACAACACUUAUUGAAUUGCGGCAACCAAUGAACAAAUGAUGUAUUGACAAUGCAGAGUUUUAACUACAGUUCACAUUUUAAUUAGUCAAAUGCUGUCAUACAUACAUUCAUGUCCAUCUCUAAAACUAUACUAGUGUACCUCACAUGCUGUCUUCUUAUAGUUCUGUAACUUCUGUUGCUAAUAGAUUGAUUAUACUGUAGAACUCUUGUUUUAGAGCAGUGACAACACGUGAUUACACGUGGGUGGCCCAUGCUAAACACGUGUGCUCACGUGGGUGUGGGUAAGCUACCACACCCAGCUAAGGCAAUGCUGUCCUCUCUUGUACUUUACAAAAA